GAGCUUAGUACGGCAAAGAAAAAUACACCUCUCAAUACCAGCAAAACUGCACAUCAAGUGUUUAUUAGAGAUCAUGAAAGAAGAGAAAAAUCGUUUUGGUAAUUCGAACUCGAGUUGCCCGGAAGAAAUUUGAAGGUCCGGUUACUUAAGUGGCGUAUCGGAUAGUCGGAAUUUGCUAAGCAGGCUGAAACCCGGUUUGCUGGACCUCCAGAUUCUCUGAUCCGUCACAGGAUGGUUCAUUAUCCUGCAUUUCCUCUCAACCUCUUUCACAUCUUUGGUAUAUCUGCUCUUUUCAUCAUAUAUCUCUACCUUUGCUUCCACCAUGCCGGCUGUUUGGAAUGGUGAUCUUGCUGAGCUCACAAACCUGCUUCAAACCUCCAUGAGACUAGACACCAAUAGGAAUCUGAACUUGCAAAACCCUGCUGCCCAUCAGAAUGUCCCUCACAACCUAUGGAGAUAUUGUAUUAUUGGGUUUUUUUUUUCCUUACAUGGUGCAAAUGCUUGGCAUCUUAUAUGUGCAUUGAGAAAAAUAUGGAGAAUUAGAGGAGGCUUGUCUGUGAGACAAGCUGGUGUUGAAUACUAUCUUAUCCGAUUUCAGAUAUAUCAUGAGUUUGUUAGAGCAGUUAGACAAGGUUCCAGAGCCAUCAUGAAUGAUAUUUUUAUGAUGAGUGUUUGGCAUGAAGAUCAAGAUAUCAGGGAAAUAAUCUUAACUCAUGUGGAAUUGAACAUCACCAUCAGAGGUCUAAAUUUAGAGCAGCUUCAAGACUUUGAUGAUAUAAGAGGAUUUGUAUUCAAUAUGGGAGAAAUUAUAGCAUUUGAUCCACCAAGACUCACUGAGAAUGGAUCAUAUGCUAUGACAGUUAGACUCACUAUGAAUGUCUUCAACACUUUGAGAGAAAACACAAUUGCAGAUGAUGGAAGAGGAGGACUCAAUACUCUCACCUUUGAGUAUCAUGAUUUACCACACAACUUUUGUGAGUUCUGUCGCAGACUAGGCCACAAACAAGAAGAUUGUGGACAAUAUAUGCAAGCUCAAAAUUUAGUACAACAUGGAUAUCAGCUGCCUACACCUCCAGCCCUAUAUCCACCGUUACAUCCAUCAGAUGCUUACAUGGCAGAUUUCAUGGGAGAUGCAGAUGAUGAGUUCGACUUCCUUGCUAAUGAUAAUGACUCCAGUACCAACAACAACAAUUCAACCGCCACCAACCAGAUGGAGAUCAACAUACAUGACCAUGAUGAUGCCAUCUCUUCGGUUACUUCUGAAGAAUUGCUUGUGAAGAUCAAAAAGCCUAAUUCACCUCCAUUUGUUGUAAAUCCUCAUCAGUGGGAUGAAUUUGGUUUUAAUACCCCUGAACCUUUUGUGAACCCUAACCCAUAUGAGCUCUCAUGGGACCUAAAUAUAAUAUCUCAACCAAAAGACCAAACCCUAGUCAUUACCUUUACAAGCAUCUAACCCGGUGCAUACGCACCUGGAAAAGUCGCAAUAUUGUAUCCUGCAUAUACCCAAAGAAUUAUUGGUUUACAUAGUUUGAGGUUAGAAUUAUAUGCGGCAACUUCAAAAUAGUGUCCCACCUUUUUCUUGUGCACAUCUCCCCUGAAAAAGAAACAGUUUAUAAAGAAGUCAUUGCUUAGGGAAACCGAAAACGUCUAAUUAUGGAACAAAGGUAGGGAACAUUGGAUUGAGAAAUAGUAGUGAUCGUAGUUUGCAUGAAAAAGAUUAGUCACGUGUAAGAAAAUUGAUAUAUGGUUUCUCUUGUUUUGCCUUCA
This is a messenger RNA of Papaver somniferum (opium poppy), 1767 nucleotides long. RefSeq lists its product as uncharacterized. The coding region runs from base 323 to 1453 and encodes 376 amino acids. The record is from RefSeq and is a predicted model, not a curated record. The transcript has 2 exons. Lineage: Eukaryota; Viridiplantae; Streptophyta; Magnoliopsida; Ranunculales; Papaveraceae.